Benincasa hispida (wax gourd) is the source of this 1409-nucleotide messenger RNA. Its product is annotated as 1-aminocyclopropane-1-carboxylate oxidase homolog 1-like. NCBI's taxonomy places the organism in Eukaryota, Viridiplantae, Streptophyta, Magnoliopsida, Cucurbitales, Cucurbitaceae. The record is from RefSeq and is a predicted model, not a curated record.
AGAAACUGAGAUUGAGAUUCUCAAAUGAAAAUCGAGUCAAGAGAAAAUUUGUUAUAAUGUUGCACCAAGACAAGAAUGUAGUCGACGGAGUUGACUUAACUCCAGCAGCCAACGACGACGAACAUUUCGACAGAGCCGCGGAACUGAAACUCUUCGACGAUACAAAAGCCGGAGUGAAAGGCCUAGUCGACAGCGGCAUAACCCAAAUACCGCGAAUAUUUUACCGACCGCCUGAUGCCAGCGAGUCCCCUGCUCCCGGAGACAUCGAACUGAGCAUUCCAGUGAUAGACCUCGAAGGCAUCGACAUAGAUUCAUCCAAACGAAGAGAUGUCGUCUACAAAGUCCGAGAAGCCUCUGAAAAAUGGGGUUUCUUCCAAUUGGUCAACCAUGGAGUUCCAGUGAGUGUUCUGGAUGAGAUGAAAAACGGGACACUAAGAUUUUACGAACAAGAUACCGAAUUGAAGAAGCAAUUUUACACUCGCCACAACACAAAAUCCAUUGUUUACAACAGUAAUUUCGAUCUGUUUACUGCACCAGCCGCUAAUUGGAGAGACACAUUCCUCUGUUUCAUGGCUCCUAAUCUUCCAAACCCACAAGACUUGCCUGAAAUUUGCCGAGACAUCCUGUUCGAGUACUCAAAAGAAAUGAAGAAAUUGGGGAUAAUGUUAUUUGAGUUGCUUUCGGAGGCUCUUGGCUUGAAUACAAAUUAUCUGAGCGACAUCGAAUGCGACAGGGGACUAGCUGUUCUGUGUCAUUAUUAUCCAGCAUGUCCACAGCCAGAGCUCACUUUAGGUACAACAGAACACGCCGAUAAUGAUUUCUUGACGGUGCUUCUACAAGACGACCAAAUCGGAGUUCUUCAAGUUCUUCACCAGAAGAAGUGGGUUGAUGUUCCCCCAAUUCCAGGGGCCUUGGUCGUCAACAUUGGGGAUCUUCUGCAGCUGAUUUCGAACGAUCGGUUCAAGAGCGUGGAGCAUCGAGUGCUAUCGAAUCGUGAAGGUCCAAGGGUUUCAAUUGCGAGCUUUUUUGGGAUCGGGGUUUAUCCAACAUCUCAAGUUUAUGGACCCAUAAAGGAAUUGUUAUCGGAACUAAAUCCUGCCAAGUACAGUGAAACGACGCUCAAAGACUUCUAUUUCUACCACAAUAACAGAGGCUUGAAUGGAACUUCUGCUCUGCAACAUUACAGGCUCGGUGUCGAUGAUGAAGGAAAUGGUUAAUGGCCGCUGCUUAACUGAUUGUUCCGUUUGGUGGGUGGAAGUCGUAGAUCUACGGGAGUGUUUAGGUUGGUUUGAUUUAUUAUUAUUAUUUUAAGCUGGUUGAAUCUGUUAUUUGAAUUUAUAGACUGUUUUUGGAUUCUAAAUAAAAGAAAGUCUAUUUGACACUUUAGUCAUGACCAUUUGGUUGAAAUU